AAAAGAAAAAUAAACAAAACCAAAAUCUGAUUAUUUCGAAAAGUAAAAUUAAGAAAUAAAAUGAUACAAAUAGAUAAAACAUUUAUAAUAUCACCAAGAAGAAUUAAUGUCAAAGCUAAUGAAAACGAGAACCCCACUAAUUCGUGUCUCCCUAUUGUGAGCUCCUCCAUUAGUCUCGGUGCUUUUUCUCUUUUUUUUUUUUAAAUUUUGUGAAGACGUGUGCACUUAAUGAAGCAUGCCACGGCCAAGAAAGUGGUAUCCAGCUGGAUAUACGGUAAAUUCGGGCAGGUUGGUAAACGUAAGGAACGAUUUUCCGCGGUGGAUGUGAGGAAAUUGGAAAGUGAACUCUUCAACAGGGGCAAAAUGGACGUGUACGCACCCAACAACAGGAGGAACGUGACACCUUCCAGGAUAUUCUUCGAGAUAGCAGGAUGUAUUAGAAAGUUAGUUCUAUUUAAUUCUUACGAGACCAGGUGAAACUGGAGUCAGCAAUCACAAGAAGAAAAAAAGUGUCCGAGGCUGAGGGCUGGAAAGAUCUGCGAGCAGGUCUUGUUCAUGUCCACAUUGAAGAAUUCAGACCUGCCAAAAAAAAAAAAAAAUGCAGCUUCUGUGGCUGUGCACAGGUCCCAGAGAUUGUCUUGUGUCCUGAUUGUGGACCUGGAAGACUAUUGCAAAUCAUGUGAUGAAAAGAUCUACUGUUUGGUGAUGUAUCAUCAGACAUACAGUUGGAAAGAAGACGCAUCAUUGUAUCUACCUGUGAAAAGAGAAGCAACCAUUUUGUCUGAGCACCAGUGUGACAAGCUCUAUUACCGUCAGAUUGGAGUUUUUGAUGCACAAGGCAGAGAUCACAUCAUGAAAGUACAGUUCUGUGAAUGUGAGCCAGAAGCAGUAACACUAAUAAGAAAUGGCUUAUGGCCAGCAACACCAAAGAAGCCAGGGACCGCAUUUUGCAUGAAAGUGAUGGAGCUAUGCAGAAUGCUACAGUUAGAAGGACAAAUGUCUCUCCAGAAAUUUUGCAUGGCAUCGGAGCGGAAGACAACUUUUCUACAUAGUCGCAGCAGGGACUACAGAAACAUGUACAAGGCAUUGGGUAAACAUGCUAUCAUUUUGUCACAGCAUGACUAUAGCAACAUGUACUAGACACUUGGUAAACACAUCAUAAUGUGUUGUCACAGCAGAGACUACAGAAACAUGUACAAGGCACUGGGUAAACAUGCUAUCAUAUUUUGUCACAGCAUGACUACAGCAACAUGUACAAGAUGCUUGCUAAACAUAUCGUCAUAUGUUGUCCAAUAAGUCUAACUUUCAAGAAACUCCUCAGGGUAUGUUGCUUAAUGACUCCAUAGAGAACUGUAUCAGUGCCACUAGACCUGUAGUCAAGUAGUGCGACAGUUUCAUUUGAUGGAUGUAAAUAUAGUUUAAUUAUAAGGGUUAUAAGCCAAUAAUUUCUGUUUACAUUAUUUGGAAACUAUGGAAAGAAUACGUGGAUUGUGAAAAUGGUAUUUUAUGUGUUUGUUUAAUUGCUUUAUUGUAGGUAACACAAUUAUAGAAUUUCACCAUCAUCAGGUGUUAUGUCUUGAGACAGCUCAUGCCCAUGACUUCCUGGGCAAGAAGUGCCCAAUAUGUAGUCUGGUAUGUUGUAUGGGUUAAGGAUUAGGCAUUUUAAGAAAUAUUUAAACACAGUUGCUGUAUUCUGCAAACAAAAACACCCACAAAAGUUUAUUACACUUGAUUUGUACAUAAUAUUUUCACAUGGUUGCAAGUUUUUGAAAAUAUGCCUAAUCUGUGCACAUCAGUUUCCCGACGUUUUGAUAUAAAGAGAAUUUAUCAACAUUGUCUAAUGCCUACUGAUAAUUUUAGGCCAUGUCUUUCAAAAACAUAUCUUCUAUUUCAUGAGGAAUUAAUAGAUGUGAUUAGUGAUCUUCACUCAGAUAUCGAUUCGAAAUCUGGUGAAGACGAUGAAGAGGAAAAACACUUUUUUUCCAUAAGUUCUUGAGCUAUUACUUUCUUUAGUCAGUUUACUGAAGGGGACAAUUGAUAUGUUUAUUGAAAUUGUAAAGGUAUUUAAGGGAUGAUAGCAUGUUUAUUUUGUUUUAAAGCAUAGCUACAACCAACAUCAACAAAGGCUUUAUGAAUUCAUUGCUACAUUUUUGAACCAAGAACGGUGUAACCUUCUAAUUCUGUUUUUAGCAAUGUACUUUUUUUUUAUAGUAUACAUACAAGACACAUUCACACCGUGCAUCCAGUUGCUUUCACCCACAGAAACAAGCCUUUUAAUAUAUUUUAUAUGCCACUCUGGAGCAAGGCAUGAGCUUAUUCUUAAGUAUAUUGCUGUGGCACAAUAUAUGUCUAGAGACUAUCAUUUGAGAAAAGAAUUGUACAUAACAGUAUACUGCCUUCUCGUUGCUCAUUCUCCUAAAAAUUUGAAGUGAUGGUAGUAAAUAAAACAGGGAAACAAACACAGUUUUUGCUUUGAGGAAAAUUAAGUGAAAAGAAUUUUCACUCGUAUAUCAUGUUAUUUACUUACAACAUAUUCUUACUAAGGAUGUUAUAUAAACAGGUAUGCUUUGUUAUAAAUCUUGAGAAAUCUAUUUUUGUGUUCUGCAAUGGUGGUUACCUGUCAAAGAGGGAGAAAUGGCACAUGGAAAAGGACAUAGUCAAAUGUAUAAAUAUGUACAAAUAUCUAGAUUUGAUUGCUUUCAACAAGACUAUCUGUUUGUUGUGCUAUUGUGGAUGUUUCAUGGAGUGCCCAAAAAAAGUGUCAUUGGGAUAACCAUAUGUUUUUGGCACAUGGUGUGCAUUCACCACUAUUUUCAUGUUUUUUCACAUUUCUUGCAUUUUGUGAUCAUUCAAAGUGACAUUGCUACUAUCCUGUCAUGUCCCUUUUGUCCAGGUGUUGUAGAGUCGGUAAUACAUGUUAUGUUCUUAUGAUAAAGAUACAGGGUAGUGAGAAAGAAAUGUAAACACUAUUACCAUCUGCUUUCCAGUUAUCCAUGCUGGUAGAAAAUACUGACAAGUGUGUAGUUAAUAAUGUAACUAAUAACUUUCUUUCCCCGUAUUUUGCAUCUAGCAGGGAGACUUCUGAAGUCAGACAAACACUAUCACUGUAAAUCCACCGCUUGACCAAGCACGAAUAGCUAUUUUACUGUACUUCAUUAAAGUGUAUGUUCAAUAAAUUGAAAAGGGCUUGAAAAA
Molecule: messenger RNA, 3195 nt
Organism: Pomacea canaliculata
Lineage: Eukaryota; Metazoa; Mollusca; Gastropoda; Architaenioglossa; Ampullariidae
Exons: 3
Coding region: 556-1140 (194 amino acids)
Source: RefSeq, a predicted model, not a curated record